This is a messenger RNA of Prosopis cineraria, 2028 nucleotides long. RefSeq names its product cystathionine beta-lyase, chloroplastic. Gene Ontology annotation, molecular function: pyridoxal phosphate binding. NCBI's taxonomy places the organism in Eukaryota, Viridiplantae, Streptophyta, Magnoliopsida, Fabales, Fabaceae. Gene Ontology annotation, biological process: transsulfuration; 'de novo' L-methionine biosynthetic process. The transcript is spliced from 14 exons. The record is from RefSeq and is a predicted model, not a curated record. Gene Ontology annotation, cellular component: cytoplasm. The coding region runs from base 368 to 1753 and encodes 461 amino acids.
CGAGACACGACACUGCAUAAAUAAGACCGAAGAAGGACAUAACACAACAUAUACUAUUUCACACUCCUCCCCCUCUUCAGCCCCGAACUGAAACUUCCCUGUGCUCUCCCUCGGCAUUAUCGUCGCUUAUUUCCUCCACAGGCGUCGUCCGCCGUCGCUUGCUACCACAAAGAAUUUUAGCCAUCGCCGGAAUCAGUGUGAGGCCGUGUAUGACGUGAUGCUCUGUGUUGUCAUGGAUGGCUUGAAGGGCUGAAACGAGGGUGAUGAGCGGAGAAGCCCGGGAAAUUGAUGCUAAGGUCAACGGGGACUGCAUAAUCCGCAGCCUGAAGAGCGUGAGUGAAACAUAGCGCUUUCUUGAUCUUCAGUGAUGGCUUUGGCCUCUGCUUUUCUCAGGCCUUUCGUUACUCCAGUCGCUAUUGAUCUCCACGCGAAGACUACAACUGCUGGCUAUGCGUGGGAGAGAUUGGGAUUUAACAAGUCGCCCAGUUCGAAGUCAAACCGACUGAAGGUGUUCACACUGAAUUGUUCAAUAGAUAGGGAUACAAAUGUGAGCACAUCGAUUUUGGCGGACAGUAUUACAGAGUGCCCAAGUGAAGAACGGACCAGCGAGCCUUCCCUUUCUACAGUUUUACUGAAUUUCGAUAAUGAGUUUGAUCCUUAUGGAGCAAUGAGUACGCCAAUUUACCAAACUGCUACUUUUAAGCAGCCUUCUGCAACAAAAAAUGGCCCUUAUGACUAUACUAGAAGUGGAAAUCCUACCCGAGAUGUUUUGGAAAGGUUACUCGCGAAGCUUGACAAAGCAGAUAGAGCCUUUUGCUUCAGCAGUGGAAUGGCUGCUCUGAAUGCUGUUAGUCAGCUCGUUGGAACUGGUGAAGAAAUUGUUGCUGGAGAUGAUCUCUAUGGUGGUUCAGAUAGACUAUUGUCCCAAAUAAUUCCAAAGUCUGAAGUCAUAGUGAAACAAGUAAAUGCAAGUAAUCUAGAGGAGGUGGCCUCUGCUAUUGGACCUUGGACUAAGUUGGUGUGGGUAGAGAAUCCCACCAAUCCUCAGAUACAAAUACCUGAUAUUCGAAAAAUGGCAGAGAUGGCUCAUGCACAUGGUGCUCUUCUAUUGGUAGACAAUACCAUGAUGUCUCCUGUCUUGUGUCAGCCAUUGGAACUUGGAGCAGAUAUUGUCAUGCAUUCAGCUACCAAAUUUAUUGGCGGACAUAGUGCUAUCAUUGCUGGCGUCCUUGCCGUGAAAUGUGAAAGGUUGGCAAAAGAGUUGUAUUUAUUACAAAAUGCAGCGGGUUCAGGCUUAGCUCCAUUUGACUGUUGGCUCUGUCUGCAAGAGAUCAAAACAAUGGAACUGCGAGUUGAGAAGCAACAGGAGAGUGCGCAAAAGAUUGCUGAGUUUCUGGCCUCCCAUCCUCGAGUUAAGAAAGUAAACUAUGCUGGUCUUCCUAGUCAUCCUGGACAUCACCUGCACUACUCUCAGGCAAAGGGCGCAGGAUCUGUGCUUAGCUUUUUGACAGGCUCAGUGGCAUUCUCAAAGCAUGUAGUUGAAAAUGCCAAAUACUUUAGCGUAGCUGUCAGUUUUGGGAGUGUAAAGUCCCUCAUAAGCAUGCCCUGCUUUAUGACCCAUGCCGGCAUACCUGCCGCAGUCCGUGAGGCCAGAGGUUUAACUGAAGAUCUUGUGCGUAUUUCUGUAGGAAUUGAGGAUGUUAAUGAUCUUAUUGCUAGUCUAGACAAGGCACUCUCAUCUGGGCCUCUCUAAUUCCUUGUCAAUAUUUCCAUCGUUGAUGGGUUGUUUGCUUCAGAUAAUAUGACAGUAUUGUUUUGAUUAAUAAAGUGGCCUCUCUUCUGCUCCAAAAAAGAAAAAAAAAAAUACGAUGGUAUUGUUUUGAUCUUGAUUUAGGUAGUCCUGUGUUAUCCUGAUUCCUUUUCUGUUUCUGUUAUCUAUUUGUAUUAGCCUGGGAAGUGGGAAAACUCCAGCUGUAUGUAUUCAUAUAGAUGCUUGGUAUAAGCUUAAGGCAAGGCAUUUUUAUGACC